GAUCCUAGUCCCCCGUCGUCCCCAGGUCCUGUGUGCCCCCCCCGACCCGCUCGUGUGUGCGUGUGCCGGUGUGCGUGUGAGUGUGUGGUCCAGUGCCAGGAUUACCGUCGUGAUACCGUCCAAAAAGGAUCUCCUCCAAGUUGUUGGUGCCCCGGCCAAACCUCUCAAAUCAGUCACCGAAAAUGAAUCUUUUUGCCGUGUUCUUCGCUGUCAUCCUGGCCGUGGCCACCGUCACCGCGCAGCGGUUCGCGUUCCCACACACGAGUUCCCAGUUCGGGCUGGCCUCGCUGACCGGUGACUUUGGCGGUCCGACCGCGUUCUCUGGACAGGAUUUGUCAGGUACUUUGAAUGCUGGUAUCAGAGACCCAAGACAGAACCGAGGACCCGUGGUGUUCCCGCCCGCCCCUGCUGAUGCGCCAGUCGAGUCGAGCGGAGUGGUCGUCGGUGCUUCCGGCUACGGUUUCGUGCCACCCAGUGCGCCCCAGAAUUACUACUAAUGCACCUACAACCGCCAGCACCUCACCACCUACAACCAAAAGAUCCCCUCCAACACUUCCAAGCCCUCGGUCCUAUCAACAACUUCCCAUCGCCCGAUCUACGCCAACCGCGGCCCUGUCUAACAAGAGAGAUGCACACCUCAAGAUCACCGAGCGGACCGAGCGACGAGCGAAGCGAUGAGUCGGCCGACCCUGAGCCAAAACCAACUACCGGAUCAGGGCCAACCGAAGGUUUACGCUGGUCGCGGUUUCGGCCACCCCCCCGGUGCUCUCUAGCGGCGUAGAAUCUGUGACUAACUGCUUCCACCACCGCACCGGAGUGGCGUGGAGACGCUAUGCUAAGAUUACUUUCGAUUCAUCCCAACCCCGGGGCGAAGCUAACCCGCGGUGUGAAGCGCCCCCGCACCCCCUGCGAAAGCCAAUCUACCACAACCCAGUGCCCAA
Molecule: messenger RNA, 941 nt
Organism: Anopheles cruzii
Lineage: Eukaryota; Metazoa; Arthropoda; Insecta; Diptera; Culicidae
Exons: 4
Coding region: 183-497 (104 amino acids)
Source: RefSeq, a predicted model, not a curated record